AUGUUCCCAUUCAGCACGCUUCGAACAAGCAUUGCUCGCAUUUCAAUUCAACGCGUGUCGUAUUCAUCGUCGGCAUACAAGGCUACCAGCAUUGGCCAGCAGUUUACGCCUUCUUACCGAGUGGGUUUCCAAAAGGAUGGCAAGACGAUUUCACCUUUCCAUGAUAUUCCAUUGUAUGCCAACGAAGAAAAGACAUUGUACAACAUGGUGGUUGAGAUCCCACGGUGGUCAAACGCCAAAGUAGAGAUAGCUACUGGAGAGGCUUUCAAUCCUUUGAAGCAAGAUGUGAAAAAGGGCAAACUUCGCUUUGUACGCAAUUGUUUUCCUUACAAGGGCUAUAUCUGGAACUAUGGUUGCCUGCCACAAACUUGGGAAGAUCCCACAGCUACACAUCCAGAUACGCAAGCACGUGGCGACAAUGAUCCGAUUGAUGUGUGUGAAAUUGGUUCAUGCGUUGGUACACCAGGCGAGGUCAAGCAAGUGAAAGCAUUGGGUAUCAUGGCGUUGUUGGAUGAAGGAGAAACCGAUUGGAAAGUCCUGGUCAUUGAUUCACGUGAUCCUCUUGCCGACAAGUUGAAUGAUAUUGAAGAUGUGGAGAAGCAUAUGCCUGGUUUGAUCCAUGCCACCCGACAUUGGUUCAAAAUAUACAAGAUGCCUGAUGGCAAACCAGCCAAUGAAUUUGCUUUUGAUGGUGAAUGCAAGAACAAGGCCUAUGCGACACAUAUCAUUGAAGAAACCCAUGAUGCAUGGAAGAGACUUGUGCAGGGCAAAGUACCAUGUAAAACGGAGGCAUAUGAUCUUAGCGUGGUGAAUUCGACGAUCCAAGGUUCCCCUUACAAGGUGGCUGAUGCUAAUAUCCCCUCGCCAUUGGGUCAGGCACUGGUAUCAUCACCCAAUGAAGACGAAAAGAAGGCAGGCAAUGAUGAUAAGUGGUUUUACAUAGAUGCCAAGCUAUAG
This is a messenger RNA of Lichtheimia ornata, 957 nucleotides long. RefSeq lists its product as uncharacterized. Gene Ontology annotation, biological process: phosphate-containing compound metabolic process. The transcript is spliced from 8 exons. The record is from RefSeq and is a predicted model, not a curated record. The coding region runs from base 1 to 957 and encodes 318 amino acids. Lineage: Eukaryota; Fungi; Mucoromycota; Mucoromycetes; Mucorales; Lichtheimiaceae. Gene Ontology annotation, cellular component: cytoplasm. Gene Ontology annotation, molecular function: magnesium ion binding; inorganic diphosphate phosphatase activity.